This is a messenger RNA of Arctia plantaginis, 1611 nucleotides long. The record is from the annotation of a GenBank genome assembly. Lineage: Eukaryota; Metazoa; Arthropoda; Insecta; Lepidoptera; Erebidae.
AUGUGUGGUAGCGACAAGCAUGUGUGUAUGUUGCCGGAGGGACAUGGUAUGGUGCAUCCAACAGCCACUUUCUUCCAAAGACAGGUGAGUAAAUUCCGCGAGCUAAACCUUCCCUGUGAAUGGCACCACGGGACCGCACUGUUCAUUCGAAGUCUCAAGCGGCUGCGACUGGAGCGCGAACGUCACCUACAGAUCUGUUGGCUCGUUUGGCAUCCCUACAGCCCUAUUAAAUACUACUGGGAUUGUAUACAACUGUUCUUUAUGUUCUUCGCUUUCAUAUACCUCCCGUUCCAGGUGUUUGUGACUUGUCCAGACUAUUACGACAAAUUUAUCCUCUUCACAGACGCAAUCGCAUUUCUGAACUUCUGUUCACGUUUCUUCACUGGUUACGUCGAUAAAGAGAUCAUAGUAUUGGAACCGAAACGUAUCCUCGUCCACUAUCUCAAGACCCAUUUCUUUGUCAACCUGAUCGGAUCGUUACCGCUCCAACUUAUAAGACCGUUCGAUAACUGCUUAUAUCCAACACAUACGGCUAUGUUCGUUUUCAAACUGUUAAGAGUGUUCUCUUUGAGCGAUCCGUGGAAGAACGUCGUUGGUCAAUUUCAGUUGUCGUAUAUCAAUUAUGUGGCUUUAAAAGUGAUGCUCAUAGCAAUAAUGUUCUUUCAUUGGAUGACGUAUAUCCAUCAUCAAAUACCUAAUUUGUGUUAUCAUUUCUACAGUUUAGAUGAUAAAUACUUCGCGAACUGGCUGCAGGAAUUUGGUAUAAAAACGCAUGCCGGUGGGAAUAUUACCACUGGCUUUCAGAAGUAUACGAAGAAUCUUUAUCUCGUUUGUGGGUUGUGUAUAGGUGCUUUGUACUACGCUCCGUUAGACCAACAUUUUGUUGUCGACUUUCUGAUGUCGUCUAGCAUAGGUUUGAUUGGUCUUCUAUUCGUGCCGUAUAUAUUCUGUGCGUUACUACGGCUGACGAUAUACAGGCAGUAUGAUUCGUAUUUAUUCAGAGGCAAGUACAAAGCACUAGAGGAGAACAUGGCCUUUAUGAGAUUACCGUUUCAAUUGCGAAGAAAGAUCCAGUUGUUUAUAAACUAUAGAUUUCAUGAACACUACUUUAACGAAGCAGAAUUACAGAACACGAUUAACGAACAAGUUAAGAAUGAAAUCAACCUGCAUUGCUGCAAGGGGCUGGUCAUGAACGUACCCAUGUUUCAAGAUAUGCCCGUGGCGCUGAUCAACUCCAUUGUGUUCAAUUUGGAAAGGGUGCUGUUUAUGCCUGGUGAGACAAUAGUGAAACACGGAAUUCCUGGAUCGUCCAUAUACUUGAUAUCGUCAGGAACUGUGGCAGUCAUGACUUCAGCUGGCAGAGAGGUGGCGCACCUGCGCGACGGCGCGUUCUUCGGCGAGAGCGCGCUGCUCAGGCCCGGCGCGCUGCGCACCGCCUCCAUCGUGGCGCUAGAGAUCACCGAGAUCUACACGUUGGGCUACAAAGAGUUCACUCAGUGCCUGCAGCCCUACCCGCACCUGAAGCGCAAAAUGGAAGAAAUCACUCUCAACAAACGUACCGCGCUCUUCAAGCAAGCUGAAAGACAUCGACUCCUGAAACGUCACAAUUGA